Molecule: messenger RNA, 2290 nt
Organism: Pieris rapae (cabbage white)
Lineage: Eukaryota; Metazoa; Arthropoda; Insecta; Lepidoptera; Pieridae
Gene: kn
Product: transcription factor collier
Exons: 16
Coding region: 495-2195 (566 amino acids)
Biological process (GO): regulation of transcription by RNA polymerase II
Molecular function (GO): DNA-binding transcription factor activity, RNA polymerase II-specific; RNA polymerase II cis-regulatory region sequence-specific DNA binding
Source: RefSeq, a predicted model, not a curated record
CCCGCGACGCUUGUUAGUGUUCCGCAAAUUCACAACGGGAUCGCCCGUACAACCGGGACUCUAUCCCUCAGCGAUAACCGCUGCAGUACUUAGAACUUUUAGAAUUUAUUUUAAAUCUUACAUUUUGAUCUUUGCAUUCUUCUAUUUUGCUAGAAAUAUUAUUUCCUACUGCAAUUGUUAGUGAUAAAAUUUGUGUUUUAAAAUGCAGCGGACAUUUAGAUAGAUAUAGUAUUUGUGUGGUAAUAAAAAAAAGUUGUAAAAGUAAAGAAAAACAAAACGCCGUUUGGUGUUGAAGUUCGUUGUUUUCCGCGAGUGUUCGUGCGCUCUCGGGCGCCCGAUCGGGUGUCCGGUCGUGAUUCGCGAUUCGGUCGGACGAGUUAAACGCGGCGGCGGGCGGGUACACUGGCUCGCCGUGGCCGCCGCUGGAACUAGAUCCCGUGGGAUGGGGACGAAAACUGUACCCUUCAGGCGCGCCGAGGUCCUCCGGUGGACUUAUGUUCGGCCUACAUCACCAGGAGGCUGCGGGGGUACAUACACAGCCUCGAGGACCGGUCACAUCGCUCAAAGAAGAGCCACUCACUCGAGCAUGGAUGACCCCCAGCUCCUUAGUUGACAAUACCAAUAGCGUGGGUGUGGGUCGAGCGCACUUCGAGAAGCAGCCUCCGAGCAACCUACGCAAGAGCAACUUCUUCCAUUUCGUGGUCGCGUUGUAUGAUCGGGCGGGACAACCAAUCGAAAUUGAGCGCACUGCAUUCAUAGGAUUUAUAGAAAAGGACCAAGAAGCCGAAGGACAAAAAACAAACAACGGAAUUCAAUAUAGGCUUCAAUUGCUUUAUGCAAAUGGCAUCAGACAGGAACAGGAUAUAUUCGUUCGGCUUAUAGACUCCGUUACCAAACAGCCCAUCGUCUAUGAAGGUCAGGACAAAAAUCCAGAAAUGUGCAGGGUUUUGUUGACACACGAGGUCAUGUGCAGUCGUUGCUGUGAUAAGAAGAGUUGUGGAAAUAGAAAUGAAACCCCGUCAGAUCCUGUUAUAAUUGACCGAUUUUUUCUAAAGUUCUUCUUGAAAUGCAAUCAAAACUGCUUGAAGAAUGCUGGCAAUCCUAGGGAUAUGAGAAGAUUUCAGGUGGUGAUAUCAACACAGGUGAUGGUAGACGGCCCGCUAUUAGCAAUAUCAGAUAAUAUGUUUGUUCAUAAUAACAGCAAACACGGCCGUCGAGCGAAACGGCUAGACCCUACAGAAGGUACAGAAGCUGCAAUCGAGCCUACUUCGGGUCUAUAUCCACCGUUGCCAGUAGCAACGCCAUGCAUCAAAGCAAUAUCUCCAAGUGAAGGAUGGACAUCGGGAGGUUCGACCGUUAUCAUAGUGGGCGACAAUUUCUUCGAUGGCCUUCAAGUAGUAUUUGGUACUAUGCUGGUGUGGAGUGAGUUGAUAACAUCACAUGCGAUUCGAGUACAGACACCGCCGAGGCAUAUCCCAGGUGUUGUAGAAGUAACGCUGUCAUAUAAGAGUAAACAGUUCUGUAAGGGUGCACCUGGAAGAUUCGUUUAUGUUUCAGCACUCAACGAGCCCACGAUAGAUUACGGCUUUCAGAGGCUUCAGAAACUUAUACCGAGACAUCCCGGCGAUCCGGAGAAACUGCCAAAGGAAAUAAUUCUUAAACGGGCAGCGGACUUAGCAGAGGCAUUGUAUUCGAUGCCCCGAAAUAACCAAUUAGGUCUGGGUGCGCCCAGGUCACCUCCUGCCAGUAUGCCUUUCAACUCCUAUACUGGCCAAUUAGCUGUUAGUGUUCAGGAUUCCGCUGCUUCCCAGUGGACAGACGAGGAGUACGCGCGUAGUGGCGGAGGUUCCGUAUCGCCUCGGUACUGCUCGGCCGCGUCCACUCCGCACGCCUCUUACCCCCAUCCACAGCAUUACCCGGCACCGACCUCCAUCUUCAACACCACAUCACUGUCUCUGGGGCCAUAUCAUCCGGCGAAUAUGAAUGGACACUUAACUGACCAGUAUAAUACGUACCCAAAAGAUAGCGAUUACAUUGAAAGAAACGUGGAGUCUAAAGAUGACUGUCCCGCAAACACUCAUACGAAAUGCGAUGCUAUGAAAGGGCAAACGAAAGAGAAGAGAAGCGGGUUCGCGGUCGUAAGACAAAGUCCGCCGCAUUUUCAACAAAAUUGGCAACAUCUCACCGUUCAGUGAAUGGGAGGCCUUGUAUCAUCACCGUUCAGCAUGAAUCCUUUCUCUCUCCCAACGUGCAACAACCAACAAUAUGCACAGACGGCUCCACUUGCAUC